GUUCAGCUGACGCUGCACUCCACGUGACGCUAGCGCCGAGUGAACAUGGCUUCCACCGUUCGCCCUUCCUUCUCCCUGGGGAAUGAGACCCUGAAGGUGCCGCUGGCACUAUUCGCCCUGAAUAGGCAGCGCCUGUGUGAGAGGCUGAGGAAGAAUGGAGCUGUACAGGCUGGCUCAGUUGUCGUGUUGCAGGGUGGGGAAGAGAUGCAACGAUACUGCACCGAUACCUCCAUCGUCUUCCGCCAGGAGUCCUUCUUUCACUGGGCCUUCGGUGUCAUCGAGUCAGGCUGCUAUGGUGUCAUCGAUGUGGAUACUGGAAAAUCAACCCUGUUUGUGCCUAGGCUUCCUGCUAGCUACGCCACCUGGAUGGGAAAGAUCCAUUCCAAGGAGCAUUUCAAGGAGAAAUAUGCUGUGGACGAUGUCCAGUAUGUGGAUGAGAUUGCCAGUGUCCUGACCUCAUGGAGCCCUUCUGUCCUUCUCACUUUGCGCGGUGUCAACACAGACAGUGGCAGUGUCUGCAGGGAGGCCUCCUUCGAGGGCAUUAGCAAGUUCAAUGUCAACAACACGAUUCUUCACCCAGAGAUCGUGGAAUGCCGAGUGUUCAAGACAGACAUGGAGCUAGAGGUUUUGCGCUAUACAAAUCGGAUCUCCAGUGAGGCCCAUCGUGAGGUAAUGAAGGCUGUAAAAGUGGGGAUGAAGGAAUACGAGAUGGAAAGCCUGUUCCAGCACUAUUGUUACUCUAGGGGUGGCAUGCGCCACACCUCUUACACCUGUAUCUGCUGCAGCGGUGAGAACGCGGCUGUGCUGCAUUACGGCCAUGCGGGAGCCCCCAAUGACCGGACGAUCAAGGAUGGAGAUAUUUGCCUGUUCGACAUGGGUGGAGAGUACUACUGCUUUGCUUCUGACAUCACCUGCUCCUUCCCUGCCAAUGGCAAGUUCACAGAGGACCAGAAGGCCAUCUACGAAGCAGUGCUCAGGAGCUGCAGAACUGUCAUGAGCACUAUGAAGCCAGGUGUCUGGUGGCCUGAUAUGCACCGGCUGGCUGACCGUAUCCACCUGGAAGAACUGACACGCAUUGGCCUCCUGAGUGGCAGUGUGGAUGCCAUGCUCCAGGUCCACCUGGGAGCAGUAUUCAUGCCACAUGGACUUGGCCACUUUCUGGGCCUAGAUGUGCAUGAUGUGGGAGGCUACCCUGAGGGUGUAGAGCGCAUCGAUGAACCUGGCUUGAGAAGCCUGCGUACGGCAAGGCACCUGGAGCCAGGCAUGGUGCUGACUGUGGAGCCAGGCAUCUAUUUCAUUGACCACCUCUUGGACCAGGCCCUGGCAGACCCAGCCCAAGCCUGCUUCUUUAACCAAGAGGUCCUGCAGCGCUUUCGCAACUUUGGUGGGGUACGUAUUGAGGAAGACGUUGUAGUGACUGACAGUGGCAUGGAGCUGCUGACAUGUGUACCCCGGACCGUGGAGGAAAUUGAAGCAUGCAUGGCAGGCUGCGACAAGGCCCUUGCGCCCUUCUCUGGCCCAAAGUAGACCCAGUUGAGAAACUCAGUGAGACUGGGCCCUGGCCUUGUAAGCUUUCUGUGAUGUCAGCCUGCUCAUGGCACCCCAACAGCAAGAUCCUGGAGCUCAUGUCUGAUCCUACCAAAACCACUGCUGCUGUUUCUGAGGAGAAAGCAUUUUAUUCACCUACAAGAUCACAUCCCUAACCUUGAUUUUGCUUAAAUGACAGGGACUUAAGAGUGCUGAUUGAAGAAAGAUCCUGUUCUUAAGUCGUAACUCAAUUCUUAUGCUUGGGGAAGAAGAUGCACUUGUGUCUUCAAAAACAAAAAUCAACAUGCAAAAUGGGAUUUGCAAUAAAAGCUUUUCUAAAAAUGGC
Molecule: messenger RNA, 1873 nt
Organism: Arvicanthis niloticus (Nile rat)
Lineage: Eukaryota; Metazoa; Chordata; Mammalia; Rodentia; Muridae
Gene: Pepd
Product: peptidase D
Molecular function (GO): manganese ion binding; metalloaminopeptidase activity
Source: RefSeq, a predicted model, not a curated record